AUGCCGCGCCGACAGCAUAUUACCGUAUUCGCAAUACUUGCACUGUUCGCCUUCAUAGGAACCUCCUUCGUCCUGAUGUUCCGCAGUCAGCCUCAGGGCGCAGACUACCCAGGCCCAACAUCACAGGAACCGGUCCUCGUUGACAAUGAGAUAUUGCUCGGGACUGCAACGGCGCCAAAGCUGGAGAAUGAAACUCUGAAAGCAGAACUAGGGAACGCUGCGUGGAAGGUCCUCCACACUACGAUGGCGAAGUUCCCCGACAAGCCGACCGAGGAAGAUAGCCAGGCAUUGAAAUCCUACAUCCAUCUCUUUGCGCGACUAUACCCGUGUGGAGAAUGCGCGCGGCAUUUCCAGCAGAUCUUGGCGAAGUUCCCGCCGCAGGUCGCGACGAGGAGUACAGCCGCGGCGUGGGCUUGCCAUGUGCAUAACGAGGUGAACAAGAGCUUGAAGAAGGACCUUUUUGAUUGCAGUAAGAUUGGGGACUUUUAUGAUUGUGGGUGUGCGGACGAUGGGCCGGUGAAGGGGAAGGAGAAGGAGAAGGAGAAGGAUGGAUUCAAGCAGUUAGAGUUGGAGAAGGAGGGGUAG
Messenger RNA from Amorphotheca resinae ATCC 22711, 585 nucleotides. RefSeq lists its product as hypothetical. The record is from RefSeq and is a predicted model, not a curated record. Gene Ontology annotation, molecular function: flavin-dependent sulfhydryl oxidase activity; flavin adenine dinucleotide binding. The transcript has 2 exons. Gene Ontology annotation, cellular component: mitochondrion. Bases 1 to 585 code for a protein of 194 amino acids. Lineage: Eukaryota; Fungi; Ascomycota; Leotiomycetes; Helotiales; Amorphothecaceae.